AUGACUUCCUCUUCCAAAUCUGCUGCUCCGGUGUGCUCCAACUCCACCAUCGUCACCAAGAUGCCAGGUGUACGAUGCCCCAAUUGCCAAGCGCAGGGGAAAGAAGUUUGGGUUAUCCCAGGAAAGAACUGUCACAUCUGCCACACACCAUGUGCAUGA
This is a messenger RNA of Penicillium expansum, 159 nucleotides long. RefSeq lists its product as uncharacterized. The transcript has 2 exons. Lineage: Eukaryota; Fungi; Ascomycota; Eurotiomycetes; Eurotiales; Aspergillaceae. The record is from RefSeq and is a predicted model, not a curated record. The coding region runs from base 1 to 159 and encodes 52 amino acids.